AUGUCGAGUUGUCGCCACAACAGCGCAAUCAAGACAGCUGAUCCGCUCCCUCAGCUUCAACAGCAACUCCGCGUCCGCGAUAGUCGAUUCAGUAUCCUGUCUCAGCACGAAAUUGACGCUAUCUAUGCAGCUGAGUACGGUGAGCCUACCCAGCAAGACUGCAACGACUUCUUCUUGCUCUUCCUUGGUCUACACGAAGAUAUCAUGAAGUUACAACGAGAAUUGCUUGAGAUCACAGCAAGAGGCGCGGACGCUAUGACUAUAGCACCUUGUUUCUACGGCCGAUUGAACGUCAUUAUGAAAGAACGAAUCGAGACCCUUGCAAGCGGGAAGCCGCUUAGGGUUGAGGGCUAUCCUCCCACUUAUCCAGGGCCGAUGAUGUUGCGUUGGGUUCGCGAAUAUGUCAUUGCCAUGCCUUCGUUAUACGAGCGUACCGAAGGCUUGCUUGCGGCUCAAGUACAGCAGUCUUUAUUUGAAGCACCCACCACAAGUACUUCUACAUCAACCUCUACGUCUCUUUCUGCAACACACGCUGAAACUGAGACUUUCACUAUAGAUGCAAGGAGGGCACGCAAAACUCGGCAGAAAAAUCGCAAAACUGCUUGGCCGAGGUCUGGCAAGUAGGUCGUUUGGUGCUGAAAAGGAACUGGUAACGUUGCCUUCAAACGGAAUGGCUUGGUAGAGGGCCUGUGACGCCUUACAUCAAUGGGCUAAAUCGCCUUUCCCUUGCUUUGUUGACGU
Molecule: messenger RNA, 741 nt
Organism: Alternaria alternata
Lineage: Eukaryota; Fungi; Ascomycota; Dothideomycetes; Pleosporales; Pleosporaceae
Exons: 4
Coding region: 1-624 (207 amino acids)
Source: RefSeq, a predicted model, not a curated record